AUGACGCCUCCUUGGUCCCUUGUUUGUCUCGCGGUGACAAUUACUGCCGUCUCUUCACAGUAUAUACUCGCUACUGGAGACAACGAGAAACGAAACGACUUCUCACGGGACAUUAUGCAUUUCGGCAAACGAUCGGUACUCGGCUUAUCGGCGCUUGGAAAUUCUAAUCCCGAUUUCGAUCGAGAUAUGAUGUCAUUCGGUAAACGAACAGGACUGGAGAGGGAAUUUAUGAGUUUCGGAAAAAGAUCACCGACAUUUCUCAUUUCUUGGAAUGCUCUCAAAUCGUUCUUCAAUCGAAACGAAAAUUUACAGUACGAACGUGAAUUUCUGCCAUUUGGGAAACGAGACCUGAGUGACUUCAAUCGAGAAAUGAUGUCAUUCGGUAAAAGGGAAGACUUCGACCGAAACAUCAUGCCAUUUGGGCGACGACGAAGAUGA
This is a messenger RNA of Necator americanus (New World hookworm), 438 nucleotides long. RefSeq lists its product as uncharacterized. NCBI's taxonomy places the organism in Eukaryota, Metazoa, Nematoda, Chromadorea, Rhabditida, Ancylostomatidae. Bases 1 to 438 code for a protein of 145 amino acids. The transcript is spliced from 5 exons. The record is from RefSeq and is a predicted model, not a curated record.